Molecule: messenger RNA, 1143 nt
Organism: Physeter macrocephalus (sperm whale)
Lineage: Eukaryota; Metazoa; Chordata; Mammalia; Artiodactyla; Physeteridae
Product: TLE family member 5-like
Exons: 4
Coding region: 36-446 (136 amino acids)
Biological process (GO): negative regulation of canonical Wnt signaling pathway; regulation of DNA-templated transcription
Cellular component (GO): nucleus; transcription regulator complex
Molecular function (GO): protein binding; transcription corepressor activity
Source: RefSeq, a predicted model, not a curated record
CCCACCCCCAUUUCUCUCUGUCUCCUCCCCACCCCAUGCAGUACUAUGAGAUGUCCUACGGCUUGAACAUCGAGAUGCACAAGCAGGCUGAAAUCGUCAAGAGGCUGAAUGGGAUCUGUGCCCAGGUCCUGCCCUACCUUUCCCAAGAGCACCAGCAGCAAGUCUUGGGAGCCAUCGAGAGGGCUAAGCAGGUCACUGCUCCUGAGCUGAACUCCAUCAUCCGACAGCAGCUCCAAGCCCACCAGCUGUCCCAGCUGCAGGCUCUGGCCCUGCCUCUGACCCCACUGCCUGUGGGGCUGCAGCCCCCUUCGCUGCCGGCGGUCAGUGCAGGCACCGGCCUCCUCUCGCUGUCGGCGCUGGGCUCCCAGGCCCACCUCUCCAAGGAAGACAAGAAUGGGCAUGACGGUGACACCCACCAGGAGGAUGAUGGCGAGAAAUCGGAUUAGUGGGCGGCUGGGAUGGGGGCAGGGGGACAAAGGGGAGACAGACAUGGAGAGAGGAAUAUUCAGCGUAAGACACAGUAUAGCUUGGGAUUGGCUCAACUCUGGUAGUAUUUAUGGUAGCCGCCUGCUGGGGCCCUCGCCCUGCUUGUGUGCCACCCCCUGACUUGGCUCCUACCCCCGACUCCCAGACUCCCUCCUCCUCCCCUGCAGCCUGAAUGGGUCAAUACCCGCUCAUACCACAGAUGAGGCAAGCUGAGGCCUGGAGGCACAAGUGGGAGGCCAGGUCCGAAGGGAGCAAGACCUCAAGAGGUCCAACACCCCCUGCACUUCCCCAAUUCGCACACCUGUAACUGACAGUCUGCCCGCUGGCCCCCCCCCCCAUCCCCAGGGCACACCCUGGCCUCACACCCUGGCACUGCAUGCAAACACAAUGCUAGCUGCCCCUCCCCGCCCUGGGCGCCCCGCGUCUCCCCUUCCCACUCACUCACCCUCUGCUAGUUCCUGCCACUCACGCCCACCUAGUCCUGUCCCCUCACCCAUGAAAGAGAGGGGCCACGGACAGCAAGCUUCGCCUGGGGAACAGGGUGGGGUGGGCGACCCAGAAUUCCCUUUCUCCCUUUCCCAAAUAAAGAUGAGGGUACUCAAGUUGUCUUGGUUUUUAUUUUUUAUUUUUCUUUUUUCCAGUAUACUAGCUUGUCUU